Molecule: messenger RNA, 856 nt
Organism: Paramecium octaurelia
Lineage: Eukaryota; Ciliophora; Oligohymenophorea; Peniculida; Parameciidae
Source: the annotation of a GenBank genome assembly
AUGAGAAAUAGGAAUAAGGUAUUGAUUCAUUGAGACAUUUUAAAGUUAAGAAUAAAGGAUAUUUUGGGAUAGAAUGAUAUCCUUCUGGAUGAAGCAAGCAAUGAAUAGUUUCGCAUUCAGCAUAGAUUCUUGAGGAAUCAUCAAAACAUGUUUGAAUAGUUGACAUCUACACUUACGACGAGACCAUUAACCUUCGCGAAGUUUUCAUUUCAGAAGGCUGAAUUAGAAUAAGACGAAUAAUUAAGACCCAUUGUGAGUGGAAUUUAUUAGAAUUAGAAAGAGGGUUCAAUGCUAACCAGCGAACUUUGGUCCAAAAAGCAAUUUAGAUAGUAUUUGAAGUAAACCAAGUACACUUAAUGUUUAUAUGCUCAGUACAUACACAACCAAGGGAGUUCUGAAAAGAUUUGCUCAUUGGGAGUGGGAUUAGAAUUCUAAUAAGGAUAGAUUUAAGAACCUCACUGAUAAGGUCAAAUAAACUACUUUCACCAAUGAGAGUGAAUUAGUGACCAAAUUGCAGUUGGGUACUAUUGAAGGGGAGAAGAAAUUGAGACAGAAAAUACUUAGAGAUUGGAGAGUACAAAAGAGUUAUGAUAUACAAAGGAAAUUAGAAAAGUACAAAGAUUCAGAGCUUUUGAAAUAAAGCGGGAUCAAAUAUAACCAAUCAAAUCAAUCAUUUAAACAAUUAUCGUUAAGAUAAUUAGCUAAGAAUAAUCAAUUAAAUCAUAUCAUUACAGAACUUUCGGAAUUACAGGAAGAUACAAAGAAAGAUAAGAAGAAGUUCGAUAUGGCGACAUAAUAAAAGAGAAAUGCUAAUCGUUUAUAGAAGAUAAAUUUUGAUUAAUUUUUGUAAGACUGA